AUUUUGAAACCCGUUUCAGCCAACCGUGAGCUGGGUGGUGCCGGUUGCGGAUAAGAUGCGAUUUGACGAGAUAUUCCUGAAGACCGACCUGGACCUGGAUGGCUAUGUGAGCGGCCAGGAGGUGAAGGAGAUCUUCAUGCACUCGGGCCUCACCCAGAACCUUCUAGCACACAUAUGGGCCCUGGCUGAUACGAGGCAAACAGGGAAGUUAAGUAAAGACCAGUUUGCAUUAGCUAUGUACUUCAUUCAGCAGAAGGUCAGUAAAGGCAUCGACCCCCCUCAAGUCCUGUCACCGGACAUGGUCCCGCCCUCAGAGAGAGGCACUCCUAUCCCGGACGGUUCAAGUUCUCUCGGAUCAGGGGAAUUUACUGGUGUGAAAGAACUUGAUGAUAUCAGUCAAGAGAUCGCCCAGUUACAAAGAGAGAAGUACUCCCUGGAGCAAGACAUUAGAGAAAAGGAAGAGGCAAUCAGACAGAAAAGCAACGAAGUACAGGAAUUACAAAAUGAUUUAGACCGGGAAACAAGCAGUUUGCAAGAGCUAGAAGCUCAGAAACAGGACGCCCAAGACCGCCUUGACGAAAUGGAUCAGCAGAAGGCCAAGCUCCGAGACAUGCUGAGCGACGUGAGGCAGAAGUGCCAGGACGAGACUCAGAUGAUUUCCUCAUUGAAGACCCAAAUCCAGUCUCAGGAAUCUGAUCUCAAGUCCCAGGAAGAUGACCUGAACCGGGCCAAGUCGGAGCUGAACCGAUUGCAGCAGGAAGAAACCCAGCUGGAGCAGAGCAUUCAGGCUGGGAAAGUUCAACUGGAAACCAUCAUCAAGUCCCUGAAAUCGACGCAAGACGAAAUCAACCAGGCACGAAGCAAGCUUUCCGAGCUGCACGAGAGCCACCAGGAAGCCCACAGGACCCUGGAGCAGUACGACGAGGCACUCGACGGGGCCCACGGCGCCAGCCUGACCAACUUAGCCGACCUGAGCGAGGGGGUCUCCCUGACAGAGAGGGGCGGUUUUGGAGCCAUGGUAAAGGAUGAUCCUUUCAAAAAUAAAGCCUUGUUAUUUAGCAACAAUGCCCAAGAAUUGCAUCCGGAUCCUUUCCAGGCUGAAGACCCCUUCAAAUCCGACCCAUUUAAAGGAGCUGAUCCCUUCAAAGGUGACCCAUUCCAGAAUGACCCCUUCGCAGAACAACAGACAGCUUCAGCAGAUCCAUUCGGAGGGGAUCCUUUCAAAGAAAGUGACCCAUUCCGUGGCUCUGCGCCUGACGACUUCUUUAAGAAACAGACAAAGAAUGACCCGUUUACCUCAGACCCAUUCACGAAAAACCCUUCCUUACCCUCAAAGCUCGACCCCUUUGAAUCCAGUGAUCCUUUUUCAUCCUCCAGUGUCUCCUCAAAAGGAUCAGGUCCCUUUGGAACCUUAGACCCCUUUGGAAGCGGGUCCUUCAGUAGUGCUGAGGGCUUUGCCGACUUCAGCCAGAUGUCCAAGCCCCCAACUUCUGGUCCUUUCACCUCCUCCUUUGGAGGGGCAGGAUUCUCAGAUGACCCCUUUAAAAGUAAACAGGACACUCCCGCUCUGCCUCCGAAGAAACCUGCUCCUCCACGGCCUAAACCGCCCAGCGAAGCAAUGGCUGAUCAGAAAAACUCUGCGCUGUACACACUGCUGGGUGCAGGGCGGCCGGAUGUGCCCGUUUCUGUCCUUCCUGGUAGACUCUAUUGUUUCUGUGGCCCGGAGGCCGUGGUGUUCAUGGAUUUUUGGAAGCUGAGAUGUCAAACGCUUCCGAAGUAUGCACACGAGAUCGCAAAAGUCCCAUUAGGGUUUCACUGUCCCCAAAAGGGUCUUUGUGCAAGAGUUGUGACGGUCCCACCCCAGGGCAUUUUGAGCAGCAAGUAAGGAUUGAAGAACCCAGGCAGGGCACGCAGAGGAAGAGCAGUUUGGUCUUUUAGAACUUACUUCAGUUCCCAGCUACGACGGGAAGAAAUCCAGCCUAGAACAACUGCUCUGAAGGCCUUUCCCCUUGCCAAACCAAAACCAAAACCAAACCCAAACCCAAACCCUCGCGGAGCCAUUUAGCAAAGUGGUGAAGUGCCUUUUCAGAAGCUAAUCCUGGGAUCUGGAAAGCCUGGCCGUUGUUUCUCGGUGUGCAAAAAAGAUUCCGGAUUGCCAAGUGCUGUCACGUGGGGGUAUUUCCAGCACCUUCCUCGGUACCAAGAACCUUGUUCUCAGAGAGCUUCAGUUGUUGUCUUCCCAGAAUUGGUUUCACCGUCUGUGGCGCACUGUUUUUACAUUCGAAUUUGCAGGGUACUUUGUUUCCUGGUUCGGUGCGAGAUGCAUUGUUUAAUAGACGCCCUGACUCCUAGAAUAUCGGUCUUAAAACCAGCUCUGCCCUGUCGGUGCCCGGUGAGCGCCCAAUUUGCUUCAGAUCCACCUCGUGCACGGCUGUCCUGCAGCUUCCCUGCCGUCACCCAAGACGCCAGCGCGGUCCCGGCUCUGGGCGACCUGUAAAUGUUUUACAACUACAGUUAGCUCGAUUUUGUUGAUAGCCGGUGCACGCCGUGGAUGUAUCCAAACGGCGACGGUAUUAAUAAAAGCCAAAAACAAAACCCGCUUUAUCUACCAUUUCUUGAAUAGUACUGCGUUUGUGUUUUGGUGGAAAAAAAAAUAUCCAGUGUCGAGAAAAAGAGAGCUAUUCAUGCAGGAAUCAGGUACUCUGUUUUGGGUAGGGAAGAGGGGUAAGUAGAUGUGAUUGGGAAUUUGGAGAAAUGACUGUUCUCUUUCUGAAAUGCAUGAUUCUGUUUCUGUGCCCCACCCCGCACCCAGUGGCUGGUUGGGGGAGAAUAUUAAAAAAAACAACAAAAAACGCUGAGGUGUUAAGCUAUCGUUUGGCCCAAUAUUUCUGGUCAUUCCAGAAACACCCCCAGUAUUGAAUCAUCCUUGUUUCCCCGUGGGGGAUCAAGUUCUGCCCCAUUUGUUCUUUGUUUAAAAUCACUUUUCCCGCUUCAGAUGCCCCAGUUUUUCCAGAGGAAACAUCCGACAGCGGGCUUUGGCCUCUCUGAGCGCGUGGAGUACGGGAGAGGCACGACACCUGACUGGCGUGGUUUGUCCCCUUUGGUCAUACCAUAGUCCCCAAAUGGCCAGCCUGUCCCACCUCAGGGCACUUAGGAUGCCUUUGCAUUUUUGUGACAUCCGGGGACCCAGUCCGUUGGCCAGGGGUUUCUGGUUCGCGGGACCUCGGAGGUUUGUGCUAACUCAGGACAGGCGGGAGUUGGGCCCUCCGGGCCGUGUAUUUCCGUUUCCCCGAGGUACAUGCUGGGAGGUCUCUUACUGCCCAGCGGACUGACGGCGUGGCUCCUUCAGCGCGGACGGUUCUCGAGUGCCACCAGGACAUGCUGUCAGCCGCGCUGGACUUCAGGGAGGCUGAUGGCACACGCGUGGGCAGGCGCCCCGGCUCUGCCCCUCUGGAAGCCUCUCACUGACGAGCCCCGAGUUUCCAUCAAUGGGUUACUUGUGCUUGUAGCCGUUCACAGGAAACGUCUCCGAGAUUUGUUUAAAAACAAGACUUUCUGUCUCAGGCAAAUGUGUUUAUUAGGAAGUAGCCUUUAUAGGGUAGCAAAACGGCUCUUUUUUCUGCAAGUCUGCACUAAGAGCAGAGCGACUCAGAUGGGAUGUGCCGCGCCGGGGGUCGUCGGACCAGUUGGAUGUGAC
Leptonychotes weddellii (Weddell seal) is the source of this 3697-nucleotide messenger RNA. Lineage: Eukaryota; Metazoa; Chordata; Mammalia; Carnivora; Phocidae. The record is from RefSeq and is a predicted model, not a curated record.